AUGCCUCCCGCCCCACACCAACAGCAGUUCGGCCCCUCUGCCCCUUACCCGCCACACCAUGGACCUCUCUUUCAUGUGUCACAGCCUGCCCAGUGGACUGUCUACAAUCUGGCCGCCUACGGCCCACCACGUACGCCACCGCCUGCCGCCCGCCAUAAGCCACACUACUCAGACAGCAAAGGGCACCAACCUCAGCUCCAGUCUCGGCGCGAGGGAUACCAUGCCGCGCAGGCAAAAAGGCAAGAGGCAGCGGCCGCAGCCAAUUCUCCAAACCGCAUCAAAGCUGCAGCUGAAUUGCUGCCAGAAGAGCAACCGAAGCUCGACGCAGUGGACGUCGAGGAACGGGAGGAGCUCGCGCACAAGUUUGCUGCGGCGAUUCUGGCCAUGCCAUCCAGCCUUGCCCGCGAACUGUCGCACAUGUCGUUGGCGGCAGGAAUCGGCAAUUGCUCCCCUGCGAUACUUCAGCUUGAUGCCUGCAACACCUUUGAAGUCGCUGACUCGUAUCAAUGUUAUUUUGUCCCGGUGGUUACACCCCCUGUGCAGACCUUUGGGCAAACCGGAGCACAUGCUCCGGGGUACCGCUACAGCUAUGUGUGGUGCCAUGGCACCGACAUCAGCACUGCCGCCUCCAUUUUCAAAGAGCUCCAGGCCUCAGUAGGAGAGUUGGAUCUGCAUUCGGUGCAGACAGCUGUUGCCAAAGAGUUGCGUAUUUCGAAGGGCCUCCAGGGCAUGCUGAUCAUGGGCGAAUGCCACACAGUCCAGCCUCACCUGAAGGUGUCCUGGUCGGACACAGUCGAGGAAUCUCGCCUUUGCUUCCGGCGAGGAGCCAUCCGCGCAAAGGAUCGCUGGGCCUUCAAUGUUGCUUUCACCCGAAUCCGGGGCCCCCCACUUCCUUUCCUCGCCUCCCCGCACCGUCCUUUGCAACAUGGGCACUGGCCUACGGCACCGGCCCACAACACCUUCAUGCCACUACACCCCACUUUGGGAUCCAUGUCUGGACUCGCCAAAACCAUCUUCCCCUGCAAUACCUUCGCACCAUAUCCGGGGCCCGGAAGCCAGACAAAAGCCUCUGCGCCGGAGCCCUCCGCCAAUUUUCAUCACAUCUCCGGCCACCCUCCCGCCUCGCGAUCGCCUACUGCCUCAGGCGGUCCCGGAACAGCCACUCCGCAGCCUCCUAUGACCCUGCCUGUGCCCGAGGACUGGCUGCAGGACAGUGACUACCUGGACACCCGUCGCAGCGUAGGGAACCUCAGUUGUCCUCGACACGUCGUGUCCUCCUCUUGGGCACGAGAGAAGGGAAUCGCUGGUAUUCUCGUCAUGAACCUGCAUCCUGCUCAUUUCCUAUACCAGGGAUGGAACAGCUAUUGGCUUCGAUGGAUCGCCAGCGGGAAAAAGGCCUACUUUGUAGUGGCCCGCGCCAAGGCUGAAAUGGUGUUGGCCGGCGAGCUUUUAUCACAAAUUCGGUCUAAUUCCUCGUCGACCAAGUGA
Messenger RNA from Symbiodinium necroappetens, 1488 nucleotides. Lineage: Eukaryota; Dinophyceae; Suessiales; Symbiodiniaceae. The record is from the annotation of a GenBank genome assembly.